Molecule: messenger RNA, 2370 nt
Organism: Torulaspora delbrueckii
Lineage: Eukaryota; Fungi; Ascomycota; Saccharomycetes; Saccharomycetales; Saccharomycetaceae
Gene: RSP5
Product: NEDD4 family E3 ubiquitin-protein ligase
Exons: 1
Coding region: 1-2370 (789 amino acids)
Biological process (GO): ubiquitin-dependent protein catabolic process
Molecular function (GO): ubiquitin protein ligase activity; protein binding
Source: RefSeq, a predicted model, not a curated record
AUGCCGUCAAUCUUGGUUAAAUUGGUGGCCGCUGAGUCUCUGUACAAGCGGGACGUGUUUCGGUCGCCGGAUCCUUUUGCUGUGUUGAUGGUGGAUGGAUAUCAGACGAAAUCGACCUCGGCAGCCAAGAAAACACUUAAUCCGUAUUGGAAUGAAACUUUCAAGUUUAAUGAUGUGAAUGAGAACUCUAUUCUGAGCAUACAGGUUUUUGACCAGAAAAAAUUUAAGAAGAAGGAUCAAGGUUUUUUAGGAGUUAUCAAUGUGAGAGUCGGUGAUGUCCUGGGGCAUUUGGAUGAGGACUCUACUGGUAGUGCCAGAUCCGCUGAGGAGACUAUCACACGAGAAUUAAAGAGAUCCAAUGACGGUAUGGCCGUUAGUGGUAGAUUGAUUGUCGUUUUGUCAAAGCAACCUUCGGCUGCUGAGAACUCCAAUCGUCACUCCAGUGGGCUACAAACUGAAGCAGCAAAUGGUGGCGGGUCGGCCCGUUCUCAGUCGGGUGCUCAUACCCCUAGACCCACUGCGGGAUUCGUGGAGCACACUUUGCAAAGUGGUGCUACUACGUCUAAUGCUACUUCAUCCUCAAAUAACUCAACGAGACAGUAUUCUUCUUUUGAAGACCAAUACGGACGUUUGCCGCCCGGUUGGGAGAGAAGAACGGACAAUUUCGGGCGUACUUACUAUGUCGAUCAUAAUACAAGAACCACUACGUGGAAAAGGCCCACUUUGGAUCAAAGCGAAACUGAACGUGGGAACCAGCUUAAUGCAAAUACCGAGUUACAAAGAAGGCAACAUAGGGGUAGAACUCUACCCACGGGAUCCUCUGAGAACUCUUCCGUGACCGUGCAGACCGGCUCUGGUUCUCAGACUCCAGCGAUUAACGGUACCGCUGCCGCGGCUUUCGCGGCAACUGGUGCUACCACUUCUGGUCUAGGUGAAUUGCCCUCCGGUUGGGAACAAAGAUUCACCCCAGAGGGAAGAGCUUAUUUCGUCGAUCACAACACUAGAACAACUACCUGGGUCGAUCCUAGAAGGCAACAAUAUAUUCGUACCUACGGCCCAGCAAGUACUACGAUACAACAACAACCGGUAUCGCAAUUGGGCCCUCUACCUUCUGGUUGGGAAAUGAGAUUGACAAACACGGCUCGUGUUUAUUUUGUCGAUCAUAAUACAAAGACUACUACUUGGGACGAUCCAAGAUUACCUUCGUCAUUGGAUCAAAAUGUCCCUCAAUACAAGCGUGACUUUAGGCGUAAGGUCAUCUACUUCAGAUCACAACCAGCAUUGAGAAUUCUACCGGGUCAAUGUCAUAUCAAGGUGCGCAGAAAGAACAUUUUUGAAGACGCUUACCAAGAAAUAAUGAGACAAACUCCAGAAGAUUUGAAGAAAAGAUUAAUGAUCAAGUUCGAUGGUGAAGAAGGUCUGGAUUACGGUGGUGUGUCGAGAGAAUUCUUCUUCUUGUUAUCACAUGAAAUGUUCAAUCCUUUCUACUGUCUAUUUGAAUAUUCCGCGCAUGAUAACUAUACGAUACAAAUAAAUCCAAACAGUGGUAUCAACCCUGAACAUUUGAAUUAUUUCAAAUUCAUUGGUAGAGUGGUAGGAUUAGGUGUGUUCCACAGAAGAUUCCUGGAUGCAUUUUUCGUUGGUGCUCUUUACAAGAUGAUGCUUCGUAAGAAAGUGGUAUUGCAGGAUAUGGAAGGUGUUGAUGCCGAGGUUCAUAACUCGUUGAAAUGGAUGCUUGAAAAUAGUAUAGAUGGUAUAUUGGAUCUGACAUUCAGUGCUGAUGAUGAAAGAUUCGGAGAAUUGCUCACGGUGGAUUUAAAACCAAAAGGAAGAACCAUCGAAGUUACUGACGAGAACAAGAAGGAAUAUGUCGAACUAUUUGCACAAUGGAAGAUAGUAGAUAGAGUGCAGGAACAGUUCAGAGCGUUCAUGGACGGUUUCAAUGAGUUGAUCCCAGAAGAUCUAGUCACAGUGUUCGAUGAACGUGAACUGGAGCUGCUGAUUGGUGGUAUCGCAGAAAUCGACGUUGAGGACUGGAAGAAACACACUGAUUAUCGUGGUUAUCAGGAAUCAGAUGAAGUUGUUAAAUGGUUCUGGAAAUGUAUCACUGAAUGGGAUAAUGAACAAAGAGCACGUCUGCUUCAAUUUACCACUGGUACUUCACGUAUUCCUGUUAAUGGAUUCAAGGACUUACAAGGUUCAGAUGGUCCAAGAAGGUUUACCAUCGAGAAAGCGGGCGAACAAGGACAGUUACCCAAAUCGCACACUUGUUUUAACAGAGUGGAUCUACCACCAUAUGAUGAUUAUGACAGUCUGAAACAGAAAUUGACAUUAGCCGUGGAGGAGACGAUAGGAUUUGGUCAAGAAUGA